ACUGAGUGCUGAGCGCCGGAAGCAGCCGGAACUACUGCGCAGCGGCGCGGAGGCAGGACCGCAAGGCCGCUGUCAACAUGCCGGUGACUGGAAAGACAUUCCGCCGACGCCGGGCCGACUCGGAGUCGGAGGAGGAUGAGCAAGACUCAGAGGAGGUUCGAUUAAAACUGGAAGAGACCCGAGAGGUGCAGAACUUGAGGAAGAGGCCCAACGGGGUGAGUGCUGUGGCCCUCCUGGUGGGAGAGAAGGUACAAGAAGAGACCACUCUAGUGGAUGAUCCCUUUCAGAUGAAGACAGGCGGUAUGGUGGACAUGAAGAAACUGAAGGAAAGGGGCAAAGAUAAGAUCAGUGAAGAGGAAGACCUCCACCUAGGGACAUCAUUUUCUGCAGAAACCAACCGAAGGGAUGAGGAUGCUGACAUGAUGAAGUACAUUGAGACAGAGCUGAAGAAGAGGAAGGGGAUUGUGGAACACGAGGAACAGAAAGCCAAACCGAAGAAUGCAGAGGACUGUCUUUACGAACUUCCAGAAAACAUCCGCGUUUCCUCAGCAAAGAAGACCGAAGAGAUGCUCUCCAACCAGAUGCUGAGUGGCAUCCCCGAGGUGGACCUAGGCAUUGAUGCUAAAAUAAAAAACAUCAUCUCCACGGAGGAUGCCAAGGCCCGUCUGCUGGCAGAGCAGCAGAACAAGAAGAAAGACAGCGAGACAUCCUUUGUGCCCACCAACAUGGCUGUGAAUUACGUGCAGCACAACCGAUUUUAUCAUGAGGAGCUCAAUGCUCCCAUACGGAGAAACAAAGAAGAGCCCAAAGCCCGGCCCUUGAGAGUGGGUGACACGGAGAAGCCGGAGCCUGAGCGGUCCCCUCCUAACCGCAAGCGUCCCGCUAAUGAGAAGGCCACUGAUGACUAUCACUAUGAGAAAUUCAAGAAGAUGAACAGACGGUACUGAGGGUGGCUGAAGGGGAGAAGCGCAGAAUGGGAUGUAACCAGCACCCGCCCCUGCUUCCCACCACGAUAAAAGGCUUCCUGGACAGAAGUUUGCUCAUUUACUAGGAGACAUUUCCCAAACAGACUCCAUUAGUCCUGCUGCUUACCUGCUGGACUUUUCAGGUAACCUUUUGAAAUAAAACAAUGUGUAGUUUUCCUAUUUGUGGGGCAAACUCUAUUCUUGUGAGCAUUAUUAAAUGUCGUUGUAAAUAUCUUGACUUUCUCUUACUAUUCGCCCUGAGUCAGGACGAUACAGUGGUGUGAUUGGGAUGAGAUCAUACUGGUUAGAUUGUGAUUUUAUUAUUAUAUAUGUAAUCGUGUAUUCUACUUUCAAAUAUCUGGAAUGGGUUCAGAAAUGUACGCUUCACUGUUUACAGUGGGUCCAGCUGACAGCAGAAAAAUCUAGAAUGGCAUCAAAGGGACACUGCUAUUUUGUGACUUUUACAAAGUUACUUGUUUCUUUUCAUUAAGAAAGAAAAAAGUUUCUAUCACUUUCAGCACUUAAGUAUUAAAUAUGAAAUUAAUCCAA
Manis pentadactyla (Chinese pangolin) is the source of this 1514-nucleotide messenger RNA. RefSeq names its product chromosome 3 C9orf78 homolog (gene C3H9orf78). Gene Ontology annotation, cellular component: spliceosomal complex. The record is from RefSeq and is a predicted model, not a curated record. The coding region runs from base 78 to 947 and encodes 289 amino acids. Gene Ontology annotation, biological process: mRNA splicing, via spliceosome. The transcript is spliced from 9 exons. NCBI's taxonomy places the organism in Eukaryota, Metazoa, Chordata, Mammalia, Pholidota, Manidae.